AUGGUCAAUACAAGAAGCACCAAGGAAAAGAAGACCAAAGAGAAACUGCCGGAAGAACCAAAUAUACCGGUCAAGGAAGUCGAUCUCGAGACGCCAGAUCAUAGCAUAGAUGGAGCGGAGCGAAAAACGACAGAAUCAACACAUGCCAAACAUAACUACUUUGUCCUGGCAAGGUCCACUGAAGAGAAGCUACAACAGAUGUCGGACAAAGUGAAUACAACAGAUAAGGAGCGAGAGAAACAUAUCAAGAAAGAUAUGGAAGAGAUGAAGAAACGCUAUGAUACCGUGAAUGGCAAAAUGUGGAAUCUAGAGACGAGAAUGGACAAAAUGAGCAAGACCAAGCAGAAAGAGAUCAUUCAAAAGAACAUUGCCAACGUUAAAACACGCGUAUUGAGUUUGACCUUCUUCUUGACAUGCCUCGUGACCGCGUAUCCCUUCAGUCUCCUAAUAGGCAAGGCAGACCUGAAAAGAUACUUGGUCAUGUCUUCAUUCCUCACUGCCAUUUCACUCACUGCAAGGUGUAUUGUGGUGGCUUGUGAAUUCGACUACCACAACAGAAUCACGUUGUAUGUCACCCAGGUUCCCCUUUCAAUAGCAGCAUGUAUGUCCUUAGUGGCCCCGCCUCAAAUUUCCCUCCAGUGGUUCCCCAAAACAGAGCGACGCUCGGCAACUGGCUUCGCAUUUCUCUCUCUCUACCUUGGGAUCACGUACAGCUUCGUGAUAGACUGUAUUCUCAUUUACUGCUUCCAAGGUACCGAGAACUUAAUGCGCAAGUUUCGCUACUUUCAGAUGACUCAAGCUCUCGUCGCCGCUUUUGUUUUCUACUUGAUUCUGGCCCUUUAUCCGAAUAAACAAAGCGCCUACAUUCCGAGCUUCAUAACUCUUUCUCAGAGGUUCUCGCUGAAAGCAAGUGUGAAUAAUCUGAGAAGCAAGCGCAGAAUUUGGGUAUGUCUCGUCUGUUCUGGAAUUAUAAUUGGAAGCUACAUCUUUUUCUUUUACCAGAUUUCAUGGGUCGUUGACCAGCUAGAUUUGUUUGAAGAGCCCGACCAAAAUGAAAAAAUAAACACAACCGAUUUACUUCUAUUUGCUCUCGCUGUUUCAGCAGCGAUGAUUGUUUCUGUGGGUGUCGCAUACCUUCUAUUUCGAUUGAGCGAUCGAUGUGAGCGACUAUUCUUUUUCAUUUUAUCCAUCCUAGUGAUUUACACAUUUCUGUUCACUCUUCUUCUUCUCUAUAGUUAUCUACUCUUAGAAGUACUCGAUAGAUUAGCACUUUUGAUAUUCUUUCUCUGUUUGGGCUUGGGCGCAUCUACGUGUGUAAUUGUGUUCACGCCCCUCUUUGCCGAAUUUAUUUGCGACUUCAUGUAUCCAGUGCCUGAAGAUUUCACGUACGCCAUCUUUUUCAGCAGCGUCUUCGUUAUUCCCACUAUCUUCAGUAUUGGCUUUUUUCGAGCCGAUGGAAGAGACGACACAGAAUUCGCCAAAUGGGCCAUUUCUAUUGUGACUGGAUGCGCUAUUUUGGGCACAUCUGUUUUCGCUUUCUUGAAGAACACUAAAAACACCAGGUAUGGCUGGGAGAUAGGAGCUCAGAAGCGGGCAGAGCUGACGAAUGACGCCAGUAACUUGUAA
Messenger RNA from Symsagittifera roscoffensis, 1626 nucleotides. RefSeq lists its product as uncharacterized. Gene Ontology annotation, molecular function: transmembrane transporter activity. Gene Ontology annotation, biological process: transmembrane transport. Gene Ontology annotation, cellular component: membrane. NCBI's taxonomy places the organism in Eukaryota, Metazoa, Xenacoelomorpha, Acoela, Convolutidae. Bases 1 to 1626 code for a protein of 541 amino acids. The record is from RefSeq and is a predicted model, not a curated record. The transcript is spliced from 4 exons.